Eufriesea mexicana is the source of this 741-nucleotide messenger RNA. It is a transcript of the gene zetaCOP, whose product is annotated as COPI coat complex subunit zeta. Gene Ontology annotation, cellular component: COPI vesicle coat. The record is from RefSeq and is a predicted model, not a curated record. Bases 109 to 714 code for a protein of 201 amino acids. The transcript has 5 exons. Gene Ontology annotation, biological process: intracellular protein transport; retrograde vesicle-mediated transport, Golgi to endoplasmic reticulum; intra-Golgi vesicle-mediated transport. NCBI's taxonomy places the organism in Eukaryota, Metazoa, Arthropoda, Insecta, Hymenoptera, Apidae.
UUUCCUAAUAUGCACUUUACGUUUUUUUUUUUUAUGUAGAUUUCACAGUAAAGUACAUCUCUUAAUAAUAUAUUCUUGAUGUAAGUAUUGUCUCGUGCAAUCGUAAUCAUGAAUCGUGCUGGAUCAUCAAAAGUCGUGCAACAUAACCUCUCUCCAAUGCUUCAGAGUGACCAGGAUCGCAAUUUUUGGCAACGCGAACCAACGCUUUAUAUAGUCAAGGCAAUGGUAAUUCUGGACAAUGAUGGCAAUAGGAUAUUAGCCAAAUAUUAUGACAAAAAUGUUUUUCUUACAACAAAAGAACAAAAAACAUUUGAAGAAAAUCUCUUCAACAAAACACACAGAGCAAAUGCAGAAAUUAUUAUGCUGGAUGGUUUAACAUGUGUUUAUAGAUGUAACGUAGAUUUGUUGUUUUAUGUUAUGGGAAGUUCUAACGAAAAUGAAUUAAUCUUAAUGAGCGUGUUAAAUUGUUUCUUUGAUUCAGUGAGUCAAAUUUUAAGAAAAACUGUUGAAAAAAAAGCUGUUUUAGAUAGCUUGGAUAUAGUCAUGCUAGCAAUGGAUGAAAUUUGUGAUGGAGGAAUUAUUCUCGAUGCUGAUGCUUCAAGUGUGGUUCAGAGGGUAGCAUUAAGAACCGAUGAUAUUCCACUUGGAGAACAAACAGUUGCACAGGUUUUGCAAUCUGCAAAGGAACAACUCAAGUGGUCUUUAUUAAAAUAAAAUUUGUAUACUGAAAAUUGUACGAAA